Messenger RNA from Carassius carassius (crucian carp), 714 nucleotides. Its product is annotated as prokineticin-1-like. The transcript is spliced from 3 exons. The record is from RefSeq and is a predicted model, not a curated record. The coding region runs from base 65 to 382 and encodes 105 amino acids. Lineage: Eukaryota; Metazoa; Chordata; Actinopteri; Cypriniformes; Cyprinidae.
GAGACCAAUAAGACCGAUCAAGCUCUUACUGUUUAGUUGUGUGUAUUUGUGUCGCGUUGCUGGUAUGAGCAGGGUGUUGAUUCUGUCUGUGCUCCUGCUGUCCCUGAGCUGGUGCAGAUGUGCCGUCAUCACAGGGGCAUGUGACAGAGAUGUGCAGUGUGGUGUGGGUCUGUGCUGUGCUGUGAGUCUAUGGCUCAGAGGCCUGCGUAUGUGCACACCACAGGGACUGGAAGGAGACGAAUGUCACCCUUACAGCCACAAGGUUCCUUUCCCUGGAAAGAGACAACAUCACACUUGCCCCUGUCUGCCUCAUCUGGUGUGCACCAGGUACAGCGACAACAGAUAUCGCUGUACCAGCGACUUCAAAAACAUAGACUUUUAACACUGGAAAGAGUGGGAGAAAAAGAAGAGUGACAGCACAACUAGAUUAAUAACAAGUGCCACAGCACCUUUCUGGUCAUGUUCGUUUUCACUCUGAUGCACUUUGCACUACAAAAAUGCUGUUAUCCAGUUUCCCCAGAAAUGCCAACAUACAUUAUCCACCGUGGCACAAGGUCUACCUCUACCUUGGCAUCCUUGAUAGUAAAAACAAAAUAAAUUCAUCACUUUUCUGUAAGUAUACAUGCAACAGAUAUUUUGUAAGGAAUGUGCUUAGGAGGGAAUCAUAUUUCUGGAUGAAUUCAUCUUCAACAUGCUAUGAAUUUGUUGAAGGCU